Molecule: messenger RNA, 1653 nt
Organism: Pseudonaja textilis
Lineage: Eukaryota; Metazoa; Chordata; Lepidosauria; Squamata; Elapidae
Source: RefSeq, a predicted model, not a curated record
CGAGGCAACAUGCCAGGGCUCCAGAGCACGUUCCUGGCCAUGGACACGGAGGAAGGCGUGGAGGUGGUGGGGAAUGAGCUGCAUUUCAUGGACAAGGCGGCUUUCACGGGGCACAAGGAGAAGAUCAAGGCCCCCUUUGAGCAGCUGGUGGGUGUUGACCAUCCCAACAUCGUGAAGGUGCACAAAUACUGGCUGGACAUGAAGGGAAGCAAAGCCCAAGUGAUCUCCAUCACCGACUACGUCUCCUCAGGGAGCCUGAAGCAGUUCCUGAAGAAGACCAAGAAGAACCACAAAGCGAUGAGUGCCAGGGCCUGGAAGCGCUGGUGCACCCAGAUCCCCUUAGCUCUCAAAUAAGUCCUGGCACUCUUUCCCUGCAGUUACCUGCACUCCUGCAAUCCCCCCAUCACCCGCGGCUACCUCACCAGUGACACCAUCUUCAUUCAGCACAACCGGCUCAUCAAAAUAGGAUCAGUCUGGCAUCGUGUUUUUGCAAAGGCCCUUCUGCCCGAGCUCCACAGCCUGGUCCAUACAGAGCGGGAAGACCCGUGGACUCACUUCUUCCCACCAGAGUACGGAGAGAUGGCCGACGGCACAGCGGUGGACAUCUUCUCCUUUGGGAUGUGUGCGCUGGAGAUGGCCGUGCUGGAGAUCCACUCGAAUGGGGACUCUUCCGUGACCAAGGAGGCCAUUGAGCGAGCCAGGCACUCUUUGGAUGACCCCAACGUGCGGGCAUUCAUCCUGGGCUGCCUCCUCCUGAUUCCCAGCCAGGGGCCCGCGGCCCAAGACCUGCUCUUCCACCAGGUGCUUUUUGAGGUCCACUCCCUGAAGCUCCUGGCUGCCCAUUGCUUCAUUGCCCACCAUGUGAACCUGUGGCCUGAAAACGUGGUGAUGGAGAAAACCAAGGAGCUGGAUCUCAGCAAGGUGAUGGCAGAGAUUCGGCGGGCAGGGCGGCUGCCAGUGCAGUGCAGGUGGCGAUAUUCAGAGCUCUCUUUCCUGGAAUUGGACAAAGGUGAGUUUCUCCGUUCUGCCAGGAAUGGCAUUUACCCCCUGAUGAACUUUGCCACCGUCUGGCCCCCCACCCCCCCACCCCCGGCCAGUUCCCAGGCCCUGGAAGACCCCCGGAAAGCCCAAAGCCCCACUCCAGAGCCUUUGGAAGUGGAGAUGCGGAAGGGGGGGUGGCUUUGGCGGGUGGUGCAAAUGCAGUGCAACGUGGAGUGGCAGGAGGAGAGGCGGCAAUGGCACCUGACCCUCCUUCUCACCCUGGGAGACAAGCUCCACCGCCAGCUGAGCUCUGACCUGUUCCCUGGGGGCGAGGGGCAGAGAGGGAGUGGGAUGGGCCAUGAGGACGACCGGGAGAUGCUGGCGGCGUUCCUGGAAGGCGCCCUGCCAAAGCCCCGGACUCCUCCCGCCCGAGGCGCCUUUCCAGGCCGGCGGCCAGAAGGGCCCAUGAACCGGCGCCGCCCGGACGAGGGACAGGACGAAGCCGGCUGCCUCUGCUGGGACCGGUCCCGCGGCCCGCGGAGGAAGAAGCGGCGAGAGGCAGCGUCUUCCUGGGACACGGCGGGAACGGGGCUUGCCCGGGGAGCGGCAGGCAGGGCGGCGGCUUCUCCGACGGAAGCCGCCUUGCCUCCCCCACGUCCCGCCCCGCAUUAA